Molecule: messenger RNA, 2544 nt
Organism: Cannabis sativa
Lineage: Eukaryota; Viridiplantae; Streptophyta; Magnoliopsida; Rosales; Cannabaceae
Exons: 7
Coding region: 235-2544 (769 amino acids)
Biological process (GO): proteolysis
Molecular function (GO): cysteine-type peptidase activity
Source: RefSeq, a predicted model, not a curated record
CCUAAGGAGUUUUGGGCUAAGGUUGCUGGCCGUUGCAUACGGUUUAGUGCCGAAGAAUUUUACCUGAUUUCUGGUUUAGAUUGUUUCGGUGAUUGCAACAAGUUGUUGUUUUCACAGGAAACAAAUCAAUUGGUAGAAACAUGUUUCCGUGGUGUAAAAACUAUUGACAACAAAGCCAUCGAGGAUGCUUUUUUGGGUAGUCGGUGGGGUUUGGAUGAGUCUAUUGGUUUGAAAAUGGAUGUUUUGUAUUUCAUUCAGUGUUUUCUUCUUAGCAAUACUCCUGACAAAGAAGUGUCUAGGUUUGUUCUAGAUGUAGUUGAUAGCGGUCGGUGGGAUGAGUAUUGUUGGGGUAGGGAAUCAUUUGAAUUGACAAUUGACUCAUUCAAAGGUAGGAUUGAGCAUGGGAUCAUUAUGAAAAAUAGAAAGGCAGAGAAGGUAGGCCAAUAUGAUGGCUGGUAUAGGGCAUUGGGAUGUCCUUGGGUUUUCACUGUUUGGUUUUAUGAAUGCUGUCCUGCAAUGGUGAACUCUUUCUGUAAGAGAGUUUCAUCUUCUAUUCCCAGGAUUCUGAACUGGAGCAACACCAUCGUCACCAAAAAUCCAACCCUUCGAGACUUGAAGGGCAAGAUUUUUUAUUUACCUUUGGAGAAGUUGAAGAUAAAAAACAUGCGUCCUACUGAUGAAGAGAGGCAGCAGCUUCAACUUGACGGUCUAUUUAUCGAUGAAUCUAUUGAUGAACGUGGUGUAGCGAAGCAAUCCUUCGAGGGUGGGUCAUCUUCAAAAAAGUCUGAUUCAGCAGAUAUUGAUUGGAUGAAAUCUAAGCUGGAGAUGCUCAUUUCGAAUCAAUCAUCAUUGGCCGAGGACUUCAUUUCAUUGAGGUGUUUUGUUGAUUUUAAUUUCAAAUCCGUAAUGACUGUAAUUAAGGAUAUCCAAGAGAAAGUUAAUGCCAUUCAUCGUCGUCCUUCUGACGAGGGAAAGUCAUCGGAUGAAUUAGUAACUCAAGAUUCUGAUGAUGAUGCUGAUGAUGAUGAUGAUGAUGAUGAUGAUGAUGCCGAGGAUGAUGAGAAGCAAUUGCCUGAUCCAGAAAAUAUUGAUUCCGACUCCGACGAUGGUGGUGAGUUGGUUAAAGUUGGUGGGGAUGCUGAUGAUGCUGACAAGGCUGUUACUGCUGUUCCUUCUGCUGAUGUGAAUCCUUCUGAGGAUGUUGGAGGGAGUGAUAAAAAUGUUAAGGAUGUUGAGAAGCCGAAGGGCGAUGAGUCUCGAUUGAAGGGGGACGAUUUCUUUGAUGGGUUGAGCCAGCUUGUAAUAGAUGAUGAUCAAGUUGUGUUGGCUGGCUUGGAGGCUGUUGCUAAAAUCAAUGUCCCCGCACCCAAUCCAGAUGUUGUUGGUGAAAAGUCAGAUGCCCUUCAUACUGAUGAAGAAACUGAGGAUACUGUCUCUGAUACACCUCUGUUGGAUAAGAGGAAGCGUGCUCCGGCCUUGAAAUCUCCAUUUGUUGAUUUCGGGUCUGCUGAUGUCGAGAGCACUCCAAUGGAGCUUAUGUCCUCAGGUUCUCAAUCAGCUGGGGAUGAUAGGGAUUUCAAAAUGGUGACUUAUGUGAAGGGCCUUUAUGCUCUUAAUGAUGCUUUUGCUGAUCCCGUAUCUACCGAGAUUGAGGCAAAAUUUGACUCUUGGAUUGGUGAAGGAUUGCUUAAACAUCCUAGGCAUUAUAAUUGUUAUGAAGACGGCGCAAAGAAAUUUACCCCGGGUUUUAGGCUAGGUGUUGAUUAUGUUGAGGAUAAAACUUGGUUUUACCAUUUGGCCACAUGCGACAUGUUUAUGAACGACUCGCAUAUGAACACCAUAUUCUAUUACCUUCAGAAAAAAGGUAAGUAUUCUUCCGCUGUGACGUUGAAUUUCGCAACUACUGAUUGUCUUUUUGAUGAUUCCAUCCAAGCAUUGUACCACAAAUUUAACAAGGCCAAGUCAAUGAAGACUAAGAUGUCACACAUUCACGCUGCCCACCCAAUUGCGCAUUACAUCCGAGGUAUGCGCAUUCCCUGUUCCAAGCCUUGGUAUGAAGCCGAUCACGUGCUUUUCAUCAUCAAUUUAAGAAGGGAAAGUCAUUGGGUUUUUGGGCGUCUUGACGUGAACGAAGGGACGUUGUUUCUGUACAAUUCUUUGAGAACCGCGAAGAUGAAUGCCGCAGCUAGGAAUGCGAUGAAGGCUUAUUCUGUGUUGCUGCCUUUAUUUUUCGAUUUACUUGGGUUCUGGAAGAAUAGAGCACAAGCUCCUGCCUCAGUUUCUGACCCUACAGCUCCAUUCAGAAUCGUGGAGCUUAGUGGUUAUGCGUCUCAGCAGAAGAAUGAUUGUGGAGCAUAUGUUGCUGCCUUUGCUGAAUUCUUUAUACACGGAAAGGAUGUCUCUGCAGACUUUGACAUCGAAGUUUAUCGAACCCGACUUGCUUCACUUUUCUACUCGUACGGACAAAGGAAAAUUGACGAAAGUAUUGACAGCGAGGAUGAGAAGCAAACCAAGUCUUCUAAGGCAUCUAAAUUGAAGAAAUAG